UUGCUUUCACUCUCCUCAAUCUUAACUAAAACAAACUACUGUUCCUGCGCAUCGCCCAACGAUUUGGCGGAUUUUCUGUAACUGGCGAUGCCUCUUUCUUCACUAUCCUUUCUCUUCAUCUUCACCUUCUUCCCUAUCUCACACUCCAUACCCUUCAUUGUCCUUCAUGGAAUUGGGGAUCAGUGCUCCAACCAUGGAGUGAAGAGAUUCACUGAGGAAUUGAGCACCUACUCUGGUGCUAAGGGAUAUUGCAUUGAGAUAGGCAGUGGAUCGUGGGAUUCAUGGUUUCUACCUUUGCAGGAGCAGACGGAGAUUGUUUGCAAAAAGGUGAAGAAAAUGAAAGAUUUGAAGAAAGGGUAUAACAUUGUUGGGCUCUCCCAGGGAAAUUUAAUUGGUCGAGGUGUAGUGGAAUUUUGCGAAGGAGGACCUCCUGUUAAAAACUUAAUCUCUUUAGGAGGCCCUCAUGCCGGUACUGCUUCAGUACCCCUAUGUGGUAGAGGUAUCUUCUGCGUCCUUGCAGACAAUCUCAUCAAGGGAGGGGUCUACAAUGCUUAUGUUCAAGAACACUUGGCUCCUAGUGGGUAUCUUAAAUUACCAAAUGCCAUACCUGAAUAUUUAGAGAACUGUAGGUUUCUUCCAAAGCUUAAUAAUGAAAUACCUGAUCAGAGAAAUUCCACCUACAAGGAAAGAUUCAGUAACUUAGAAAAUCUAGUCCUUAUUAUGUUUGAGCAGGACACAGUUUUAAUACCAAAAGAAACAGCCUGGUUUGGCUACUAUCCAGAUGGCUCCUUCAAGCCAGUUUUACCACCACAAGAGACUGAACUCUACACUGAAGACUGGAUUGGCUUAAGAACUUUAGAUGAAGCAGGCAAAGUCCACUUCAUAAGCGUUCAGGGAAGACAUUUGGGAAUCUCUGAGGAGGAUAUGCAGAAGCAUAUAGUACCAUAUUUGAAAGACCAAUCAUCAAGAGAAUAUAGCACUAAUAAAGCUGGCUUUUGGAGGAUGCGAGGGCAUAGUUAUAGAGAGUUGUCUGCGAUGAAGUAAUCUUAGACGGUGAAGAAAGAACUAUCACGCAUCAGCCAUAACAUUACUCGAUUGAUCAUUGUCAUAUAGGCGAGCUUUUAUUGGUGAAAUGAUUGGCAUUAUAUUUGAUUGUUGAUCAAGAUCUAAAUCAAAAUGAUUAUCUGCAUCUAACUAAAGCGUGAGAAUGUGAUACAUUUUCCAUGUGAUUGGUUCUAUCAGUAUGGAAACACACGUUGGUUGAAAGAUUUAGAGUAAAUCCCCACUAGCAGGCAUUUUCUUUCA
Molecule: messenger RNA, 1305 nt
Organism: Lotus japonicus
Lineage: Eukaryota; Viridiplantae; Streptophyta; Magnoliopsida; Fabales; Fabaceae
Exons: 12
Coding region: 88-1044 (318 amino acids)
Cellular component (GO): intracellular membrane-bounded organelle
Molecular function (GO): thiolester hydrolase activity; palmitoyl hydrolase activity
Source: RefSeq, a predicted model, not a curated record